Molecule: messenger RNA, 1455 nt
Organism: Arabidopsis thaliana (thale cress)
Lineage: Eukaryota; Viridiplantae; Streptophyta; Magnoliopsida; Brassicales; Brassicaceae
Product: TRAF-like family protein
Exons: 7
Coding region: 95-1204 (369 amino acids)
Source: RefSeq, marked reviewed
AAAAAGAUAAUAUUGUUUUCCCGACGACUAAUCCACUUUCAGUAUUUUAUAAAAUAACUGAACUCAAGUUGCUCGAUCAAACAAGUACCCUUAAAUGUCUCUCUGUCUAUAUAAAUGUACACUCUUCCCAAACAAAACCAUAUCUCAAAAUAUGAAUAAUCAAAAAUGGAGUAUAGGUUUCAUAUCUCUCGCUUUUCUCUUCAUCACUUCCUCUUCAGCUGAGUUCAUCAUUCAACAGGUCACAAAGGGCAGAGGAAUAGAGUACAACAGUUCUUACAGUCUCGAGGAGAAUCUUGGAGUGACAAGAGAGUUGAGAGAAGAGCGACCAUCGAGUAAGAUAGUGACAAUAACAAGCUUCUCAGUGAUUAAAGGCAGAGGAGAACCCUAUGAAUCCUCUGUUUUUGAGGCUGCUGGUUACAAAUGGAGAUUGGUUUUGUACGUGAAUGGUAAUAAAAACGACGGUGGAAAUGAUCAUAUUUCCCUUUACGCAAGGAUCGAAGAGACAAACUCUCUUCCAUUAGGUUGGGAAGUGAAUGUUGAUCUCAAACUCUUUGUCCAUAAUGGGAAGCUACACAAAUAUUUGACUGUUACAGAUGGCUUAGUGAAGCGAUAUAACAAUGCGAAAAAAGAAUGGGGUUUCGGACAAUUGAUUCCUCGAUCAACAUUCUACAACGCGAACGAAGGUUACCUUGACCAGGACACUGGUUCUUUUGGUGCUGAGAUCUUUAUUGUUAAACCGGCUCAACAACAAGAGAAAGUUACAUUCAUAUCAAACCCUCCAAACAAUGUUUUCACUUGGAAGAUACUUCGUUUCUCUACCUUGGAAGAUAAAUUCUAUUACUCCGAUGAUUUUCUCGUUGAAGACCGAUACUGGAGACUAGGAUUUAACCCGAAAGGGGAUGGAGGAGGAAGACCACAUGCACUUCCAAUCUUCCUAUUUGCUCAAGGCCAUAAGGCAAAUGCAGUUGCUACAAACACUUGGGGAGCGGUUAAUCUGCGGUUAAAGAAUCAACGAAGUACUAACCAUAGACAAAUAUAUUCUGCAGCUUGGUACCCGAUUGGAAGCGGUUAUGGUGUGGGAGUGAACAAUAUCAUACUGUUAGCUGAUUUAAACGAUGCAUCAAAAGGAUAUUUGGUGAAUGAUGCCAUUAUCUUUGAAGCUGAAAUGGUUAAGGUCUCUAUAACCAACAUCGUCUCCGCUUAAAUAUCUGCACUUCUUUGUCUACGAUCAAUCAACCUUAUGAAUAAAAAGAUGUUUAAUUUGAUGAGUUUGUAAUAAGAAAACGUUAAUGUUUGUGAAUUGUGAAGUUAUUAUUUCUGUUCUUCUGAGUUUUUUUAUUUCAAUGAAAAUAAAACUCUUACCGGUUUAAAUUGUUUGAAAUAUGUUGGGGAGUAUGGAGUGUUAGUUAUAUGAAUAAAUUCGACUUAUUUGGAGUCAGAAAGAAACUAAUAAUU